Ciona intestinalis (vase tunicate) is the source of this 1936-nucleotide messenger RNA. Lineage: Eukaryota; Metazoa; Chordata; Ascidiacea; Phlebobranchia; Cionidae. The record is from RefSeq and is a predicted model, not a curated record.
GUCAGUUCAAGUACACAACUUUACAGCUCUGUUAAGUUGCUAUCACUCAAGAGCGUUUCAAAUAUUCGGAUCGAUAAUAACAAGCCGUUAUUAUCAAUACAAGAAGAGACACCGUUAGUAUUACAUCUACUAAUGAUAUCAACGAAUCGAAAAUGGGUUGGCAGUAUGUCGUUUUGAUUCUAUGCAGCGUUGAAAUAGCUCGUUGCCAAAAUACAAAUACAUUUCCGUUGGUUAACGUGAACGAUAGCGUCGCUGGAGUGGCGUCAACCACACAGAAAACUUACACGACCAAGGUUCGCCUCAUCGCAACAACCACUACAAUUACUGCGUUUUCACCUGCAGCAUUUCAAACAGCGGCAACCGCGUUUUACUCCACUACACUGGGUGGGGCGUUCGCUGUGGUGAGGAACAUAGUAGGGGUAGCAGGUCCAUCAAGCACUGCUGGGUUGCCAACGUUUGACGUAACAUACAACGUCGCUUACUCGUUUUCCGUUUUACAAAGUCCUCCUGUUGUCACGGACCAAGACGUUACGACUGAGAUAGGAACCUACCAAGCUGUGAUAAACGGGAUCACUAAUGUACCUGGGAGCUCUUUGAACAACUUCUACGUCUUUGAUAUAAAUCCUAGUGUGUUUACAUUCACCGGUUCUAGUAUUUGCAAUGCUGCUGGAACGAAUUGUACAGCGAAUACAGUUUGUAAUGAAACGCUUGCUGGUGUAACUGUUAUUUGUGUCUCUGGUUGCAAGAUGGGAUAUUGCCAGAACAACGGAACUUGUGAGCAGGCGAGCGUUUCCGUAGCCCCAACUUGCACUUGCCUUUCCAAAGCCGAUGUCUGGUUUCUUGGCUCCACAUGCCAAACACGAGUUGAACUGUGGAUGGUGAUUGUGGCCGCUGUUCUUGCGUUUCUUCUCAUCAUUGCUGCCAUCUUACUGGCGUGUUGCUGCUAUGCUACAAAGCGACGAAAGAAGGAAAAAGAAGCGGAUACGUUUUUGGUGAACGGUAAAGAUCAAUUCUACACCAACAAAGCUUAUCUGAACAACGAAGCUGUUGUGAAGCCUGUUAAAGUCGAAGCUAUGCCGAGAUAUGAGGAAAGAAACGUGGACGCUUACAUCGCGAGAAGACGGCGAUCACGUUCUCGUUCAACGUCCAGGGAUCGCCAUCGAAGAAGGGAAAGAAGACGAAGUGACGACAGCAGUCGCCAUCGACGUCACCGUUACUAUGACGACGAAUCAAGCCGCCGACGUCACAGAAGAAGCAACAGCAGUGUCAGCAGCUACAACAGUUUUGAAAGUUCUGACAGCAGCGACGAGGAAAAUACAAUUACUAACGCGACCCCAGCCACUUCCACAGCACAUCGAGCACCAUCUUCGACGUCCAGUUCAACUUCACACGAUUCAGCAAGCGUGGGUGUUCAAGACGCCGGCAAUUCCCCAAUUCGUUGGUUGGAAACGGAAAAAUCUCCCCCAAAAGCGGGAGGCAAUAAAUUAGGCAAGAUCGAUAUCGCUGCUAGGAAAGGUUGGAUGCCAAGUCUUGGUCCUCAGAUGUUUGAUAUUGGUAGCCAAGAAAGAUUGGACAAGCAAGACACGCUACCAGGUUACGGCGAAACCGAUAUAUAACAAAAACUGCACAGUAGAGGUCCGUAUAUAAACAUGUCACUACACGACUACAGGGUGCUCGGAAAGCAACUGCGAACUUACAUAUAAGACUGUGGGGGAAGAUGAGACACCUUGAUCACAUAAUACCCAAAUAUCCUGAUCGCAUUUCAAACAAUUAACAUCGGUCUAUGGGAGUCGUGAGGAUACGGUUUUAUAAUUCUUAAGAAUGUUCUUUGUUAACUACCAAAUGGGACGAGAAAAUAGAAUUAAAAGAAAGUGACCCACGUUAGCAUCAAUACAGGCUUGGACCCUUCUUAUUUUAUUUCUAAACACCUCAAUCA